AUGGUACAACAACCAAUUCCACACGACUCUGCAGCCGUUCAAGGAUCAUCAGCAGCUGUACCUCGCCCUAACCCGGCUCCAGUGCCUACCAUGUCUUACACUCCCACAGACACGACCAUCCCACCAUCUCUUUACAGUAAAAUUCCUAACCUAGACCUUUACAAGAAGCUUCAGGAUUCAGAACGUAAGAUAGAUCUUCUCAUAACAAGAAAGUCACUUGAUUUGCAGGCACUCCAAGGUAAGACUACUCAUCCUUCGUCUUAUCAAAAGCACACUGGAACUUUACGUGUUUUCGUCUACAACACCUGCGAAAACCAGCCGUGGCAAGUAUCGCAAGAGGGCGGAAACUUAAUUGAUCCAAAUGUAGAAUCAACCUGGACUUUAAGAAUUGAGGGAAGAUUUCUUGGUGAUGAUGACGCUGAAACUGAUGGAAAUUCAGUCGGUUAUCAGAGCUUCUCCUCGUUACUUUCAGGUAUUUCGGUCGAUAUCAUCCAACCAGCACAACAGCAACAUCAUUCACCACCACAAUUUCAAGCUCCGCAAGAGGCCCAAAGAUCUAACAUCAUUGAAUGGAGAAACCCAAUCGAACAACAACUCGCAGAAGGAAAGCAGCCAGGCGGCCCACCACCUCCAUCUGUUGGCGCAGAGUUUGACGGUUUAGACAUCAAAAGGCCAGGAAUUUAUAACUUGCAAUGUAAAAUAGCAAUCUUACCUAGAGCCCAGCCAUCAAUUUUGAAAUUGAGUGAUCCUAUGUCUCAAUUUAUCGGCAAACAGGAAUCUAGCCAACAGGAGUUAGUGUUUUUAGUCUGGCAAUAUGUCUUAUACAAGGAUUUACUCAAGAACGUUGAUUCUUUCACUAAGGUUCCAGCUGUAUCCGUUGUUGGUGUGAAUGCAAAUGCAUCUUCAGCUACAGGAAACGGGAAUGGAGACGAUGGAGACGAUUUGAAAGUCGUUGAAUGUGAUGAAACUUUGCAAAGAUUAUUCAACGUGCCAACGUUCAGGUUUUCUGAUUUAUUCAAAUUGAUUCAGCCCCACUUCCAACCUAGAGAGCCUAUCAUUCUAAACUAUGAAAUAGACACCACAAGAUCGACCACCUUGGGAGACUUAAUUAUAGAUAUACCAGUAGAUUUGCCUGCUACGUUAUCCGAAUUCCAACAAGGAGUUAUCGAAUCAUCAAAGCAAAUUGUUGAAAGUUUGUCGCAAUCAGACGCAUUGAUCCAACAAUUGAAUAGCAAGAUUUCUUUGGGGGUUGUCGCUUUACAAAAUUCAAACUCGAGAGAAAUUUUUUAUCGUGAACUUAGUGAAGACCCAGUAAAAUUUAUGGAGAACUGGCUACAAAGCCAACUGGAAACCUUGAAGGUUUUGAAAAGUGACGAAGGUUACGAUGAAGAAGUUGUUAGAAGAUCAGAAUAUUACGAAAAGAAUGAAGAUCUAUUAAGGGAUAACAUUAAUAUUCUUUUGGGGGCUGGAAAGAUUUAG
Dujonia railenensis is the source of this 1479-nucleotide messenger RNA. The record is from the annotation of a GenBank genome assembly. Lineage: Eukaryota; Fungi; Ascomycota; Pichiomycetes; Serinales; Debaryomycetaceae.